Messenger RNA from Acromyrmex echinatior (Panamanian leafcutter ant), 1655 nucleotides. Its product is annotated as fatty acyl-CoA reductase 1-like. Lineage: Eukaryota; Metazoa; Arthropoda; Insecta; Hymenoptera; Formicidae. Gene Ontology annotation, biological process: long-chain fatty-acyl-CoA metabolic process. The record is from RefSeq and is a predicted model, not a curated record. Gene Ontology annotation, cellular component: peroxisome. Gene Ontology annotation, molecular function: alcohol-forming very long-chain fatty acyl-CoA reductase (NADP+) activity.
UCCAAUUCUUAUCGAUAUAGUAAAAGUGACGAUCAAAUACAACUAUCUAUACAUUUUGCAGUGCGUUGCUAAGUGUUUUUAUCAAUUUUAUUUAAAAAAUAAUGGACAAGAUGAUUGUAGAUCCAGCCAAGUCGAUUCCUGCAUUUUACGCUGGACAAAGUAUACUUUUAACUGGUGCAACAGGAUUUCUGGGUAAAAUUUUUAUCGAAAAAAUAUUACGAUCUUGUCCAGAUGUUCGAGAAAUAUUUUUGUUAACGCGACCAAAGAAAGGAUUAAGUAUUAAAGAAAGGCUCGAUAAAAUAUUAAACCUACCAUUAUUUGAAAAAUUACGCAAAGAGCGACCUUCGAAUUUUGAGAAAUUAAUUCCAAUUUCUGGUAAUGUCAGUGAGAAAGGAUUGGGUUUGUCGGCUACGGACAGGCAAAUGCUGGUUGAAAGAGUGACCAUAAUAAUUCAUGCAGCCGCGAGUGUGAAAUUCAAUAACAGUUUAAAGUGCGCCAUAUUUGCCAAUACCAGAGCAACAAGAGACAUCUGUAUUUUAGCACAAAAUAUGAAGAAUUUAAUCGCAUUAAUAUACGUUAGUACAGCAUUUGCACAUGUGAAUGAACCAGUCAUGGAUGAAAAAAUAUACUUGCCAAUAGCUGAUUGGCAAAAGAUAAUUGAAAUAGUCGAAACUUUGGAUGAGCAUACUUUAAACAUUUUUACUGCUAAGUGUUUGGACUAUGCACCCAAUACGUAUAUUUUUUCAAAAAACUUAGCGGAAAAAGUAAUACAUAAUUAUUCUUCCUCCUUGCCUUGUGCGAUUAUAAGACCUUCCAUUGUAACGACAACGUUUCAAGAACCUAUCCCAGGAUGGUUAGAUAACGUUUAUGGUCCAAUAGGACUUUUAAUUGCCGCUGGAAAAGGGAUACUACAAGUAGCAUGUAUGAAUGAAGAUAUUAAUGAAGAUGCAGUACCAGUAGACAUUCUCAUCAAAAUUUUAAUAGUCGUAACUUGGAAGAUAGGAUUAACCACGUAUGAUCACAGCAUUAUAGAUUCCACACUUUUAGUUGUAAAUUGCACAAGUUUUAAAAACUGUACCCAUCAACAUUCUUCAAAUAUCUUUAAUAAUCUUAUAAAGGAUGAACCUUUCGAAGGUACUGUCUGGACACCUGGUGCAAUAGUGACUCAAAAUUUUGUUCUAUUCUAUAUACUAACAAUAUUAUUACAUAUUCUACCAGCUAUAUUAAUAGAUCUGAUUUUAAAAUGCAUCGGACGUCAACCAAUGUUAGUACGACUCCAGAGAGCAAUAUAUGUGGCCAAUUGUGCUCUAUGUUAUUUUUCGUUCCAUCAUUGGAAAUACAACAAUGCCAAUAGGUUGACUCUGAUGUCUUUAGUACCACAUGACGAUAUUGAUUCAUUUUCUUUUGACAUUUCCAAUAUAGAUAUUAAAACGUAUUGCAAAAAUAGUAUAAUUGGUGCCAAAAAGUAUCUUCUUCACGAAGACAUGAAUCAAUUAGAUGCAGUCAAAGCACAUAAUAAAAGAGUGUAUCUGUUCGUUAGAAUGAUAAAAACUAUUACAUUUAUUGGAGUACUGUGGAUAAUAUAUAAGUGGAUCUUUUCCGGUACAUUAUAAAAUUGCUGACUUAGACCAUAUCCAUAUUUAUUAAAUUAUAUU